Saprolegnia diclina VS20 is the source of this 2344-nucleotide messenger RNA. RefSeq lists its product as hypothetical. Lineage: Eukaryota; Oomycota; Saprolegniomycetes; Saprolegniales; Saprolegniaceae. The record is from RefSeq and is a predicted model, not a curated record. Gene Ontology annotation, cellular component: cytosol. Gene Ontology annotation, biological process: telomere maintenance via telomerase; protein stabilization. Gene Ontology annotation, molecular function: Hsp90 protein binding; telomeric repeat DNA binding. Bases 7 to 2271 code for a protein of 754 amino acids. The transcript is spliced from 11 exons.
GCUACGAUGAGCACGCGGACGCUCGAGGGCUGGGCCGAUGGGCUGCGGGCUGCCGAAGCGGCUUACGACAUUGACGAGGCCGUGCGCCUGCUCGUCGAGGACAACGACCUUCUCGCAGACAACUACAAGGCGAUGGCGACGCAUGUCCUCGAGGCCGUGGUCCCGGCAUGGGUCACGACGACGGUGGCGGACGCUGCAGCCCUCGCGAUCGUGCCCGCAGUGGAUUCGCUCUUGUCGGUGGCCACUGCCGAGACAUGGCGCCACGUGCAGAGCCUUUUUCUCGCGCUGUACGACAUUGUGAGCCGACGCCAGCUACAAGCGCAGUCGCACGACAUGGCGCUGCGUCUCCUGCAACGCUUCCUCGACGACGACGGUCUCUAUCGCUUGCAGUCCGAGAUGAUGAUGAUGACGCCCAAGGCCACGAGCGUCGCCGACGAGUCCCUCGUUGCAAAGCUCUGCGCGCUGCCUGCAAUCGUGUGCAACCUCGAUUGGCCGCAGACGCAGCGUGGCUUUUUGCCGUCGACGUUCUUUCCGCGACUCGUGUUGGCCUUUGUGCGUCACCGAGGCGCCGUCUCGAGUGGCCACCUCGGCGCCCUCCUCGUGCCCAAGCUCGUGCGUCUUGGCCACGCCAAAUGCGUUGCGUCGGUCUGGCUCGCCAACUGCACGUCGCCCAGCGAGCACUACAUCUGGCUCAAUAUGCUUCCGCCGUCUGCUUACGAAGGCCUCUUCUCCGAGACUGUGAAAUUCGCUACGAACGACACAUCGAUGCCGGUGGACUGGGCCACCCUGCUGCCAACGAGCAUCGUCGAGCAGAGCGUCUUCCAGCACGUGUUGAGCCACAAGCUACUGCUGCACGCCAAGACAGCGCUGCCCUUUGCGGCGAUCGACGCGGCGGUUCGCGUGCUCUCUGGACCAACGACCCCCGCCAUCCACUACGAUGACGCGGCGCAGUCGCCUCUUGUGCAAGUGCUUGACAAGCUCAUCCAGGCAUGGGCGUUCGGCUGCGCGACGGACGCGGACGUCGACGGCAGCGCCGCCAUGUUCAUUGAGCUCGGUCUCGACCACCUCUCGACGCGGUAUGUCGACGCUCGCGCCGUCGUGGAGACCCGGCGCUGGAUUGGGCCGCUGAGUAUGGGCAUCCGAGAGCGCAUGGGGCACUCCCUGCAAGGGACACGACAGUGGGGCAUGGUCGUAGCGAUCGCUCUCUCCAAGGUCCUCACGCCCGAGACGCCGCUGACGUUCGAAGACGAAGACUUGCCGCGUCACGGCACAGCACCCGCGACAACGACGCCGCUCGAACCUUUGGUCGCCUCGGCGCUUAAAAAACCAUCUCGCGUCGACCCUGAUGCCAUCGUUGACAGCGAUGACGACGACGCAGCUGAGAGUACGGAAGGAGACGUGAACGACGCGGCGUCGGACAUCAGUCUCGAGCCGUACGAGCUCAGCGACGACGAGGACGAAGCCGUCGACGCGACGCCGCCGAUGGUGUAUUUGCUGGAUGUUCUGGAGGGUUUGCAACAAGACGGCGACCGCGACCGCGCCGAACUCGCGCUGCGUUCGCUGCCGGCACUCAUUCACCGCCGGCCGUACGACCUCCACGACUUGGCCGUGACGCUCUGCCGGGCCGUGACGCGUCUCGACGACACGUUCCAAACACCGCACUUUGAUGCGCUGCGCAAAGCGUCGCUGCGGGGGCUCGUGCUCGAGGCGCCGGCGCAGGCACUGCCGACGUUGGCGGCGCAGGUGUUUGACUCUGAGAAGCUUUUUCAAGUCAAGCUCGACAUCCUCUCGACGCUCGCGCUAGCGGCCCCCAACGUUAGAGUCGACAAAGCCAACACGCUCAGUCUCUUCUUCUACCCUCUGCUCCUGCCGCUCCAGACGCAGCUUGCGAACGCGGCGAGCAGCAUGCACUCGCUCGACCACGUCUUGAUGGCCCACGUGUUCCAGACGCUGGCCGCGGUGCUCGAAACGUCGGGGCAGCACGGACCCCGCACGAUUGCGAUGGCAACUGCGUUUCUCGAGCUCAUUUGGUCCCAGCGAACGCACGAGCUACCUAGCGUCCGUCGUCAGGUGCUCUUUGGGCUCAGCCGCGUCCUCCUCGUGCUGCCCGGGUUUGCGUGGAGCGAACAGGUCGCGCGCCUCGGCCUCCAGACGUCGCUCGUCCCGUACCUCGAUCAGCUGCGCCAGUGGGACCCGGACCAUGGCUGCCGGUCCGCGGCCGGGCUCUUGCUCACGACGGUUGAUACAGGCGCGUUUUUGCAAGAGCAAUGACGUGGCGCGCUGCGCGGACAAACCUGUAACAAUAAAUACCAGCUCGGCAAUAUCGAGUUGCAAAGGAUUCUAU